GGAGAGGCAGACUUCUGAGGAAGUCAUGCAAACAUGAGGGAGCAGCAGAGCGAGCUGCGUCUGUUUGACCAGCUGAUCGUUCGUGCCAGUGAGAGGAGGGAAGACGAGGAGGGGAGGAGUGACCGCUGAUACGCCACUAAUCUGCAUCGGCGAGCAAAAUCUGACGACAGAAACAGCAGCUGCAAGACACCUUUUCCCUGCACAGGAUGGGAAGACGGGGGACGAAGUGACAACGUUCAGAGGGGACGAAGCAUAAACCACAUAUUUUUAGAAGCCUCCCUUGUUUGAAAGAGGAAGAAAGACUUAAUAGGAAGAGGAACCUGUUUUUAUUUUUUUAGUUCUUUCCUCAAAACCUCGUGCGGCAAUGUCCUGGCUGUCUCCGGUCCAGUGGGCCAAAUGGACAUGGUCAGCGGUGACGGGGGGCUCGGGAGAUGACGGGCGCAGUAACGACAAUUCCGACUCAGAGGGGACCUUCGAGACGCCAGAGGCGGAGUCUCCAGGUGUUGUGAAAAUGCUGAGUCAGCUGGACAACUCCUCAGGCGCAGACCAAUUUGUCCACAAGAAUUCCAACCAGGAUGAAGUUGACGCCCUCAACAACCUGACUGGCUCAUCCGACAACAGCAGCAGCUUCGGUCUUAACCAGAACCUCAAUCUGACUCUAACACCCAAGGCCUCAUCGCAGUCAAACGCUGCAUCUCAACCACAACGACCUCCGUCUCUGCCAGUCCACUCCCCGCUAAGCACACCGGAUCCUUCAGAGGUGGACGAUGAGGCGCCCGCGAUCUGCAACCCGAGCCCAGACUCGAACCUCUUAUCCAGCCAUGACCUCGCCGUGCAUCACGACUUGCUAAACGGCAACGUGAACUCUGAUUGUGCAAAAGCGGCCUGCUACCCGGAGGGAAGUGUGGUCAGCAACAGCAUUAUCACUAACUCGUGUAAAGUAAAGCCGGAGCGGCCGACGCAGAAGGACCUCAGCGGUCAGGAUGAGGGCCACGCUACUGAUGAGGAGAAGUUGGCCAGCAGCUCGUGUGUCAAAGCAGACAAGGACCAAAGCAUCCAAGUCUGCCAUGUGACUUCCACACCAGAAGAGCCAGACAUCUCCGCACUGCACAAUGAAGAUCCGAGUAAGUGGAAGAAGAAAUCGGAAGGAAGUGCCAUGCAGAAAACGGGAAGCAAGGUCCUGGACUCCAUCUGCAUCAAUGAGGAGGAGAAAAAGGCCGUUCUAACGCUAAUCAGAGAGGAGAUCAUCACUAAAGAGGCGGAAGUGAACGACUGGAAGAGGAAGUGUGACGACGGCAGACAGGAACUUAAUGAGAUGAGGAAGAUUGUCUCAGAAUAUGAGAAGACAAUUUCUCAGAUGAUUGAGGACGAGCAGAGAAACAGCCUGAGCUCCCAGAAGGCUUUGCAUGCCGUAACCAUGGAGAAGGAGGCCGCCCUGACAGACCUCAACUCAGUGGAACGCUCAUUGUCUGACAUUUUUCGGCGCUAUGAAAACAUGAAGAAAACCCUGGAAGGCUUUAAGAAAAAUGAAGAGGUCCUGAAGAAAUGUGCUCAGGAAUAUCUGGCCAGAGUCAAGCAGGAGGAACAGAGAUACCAGACACUCAAAGUCCAUGCAGAGGAAAAGCUCGACAAGGCCAACGAGGAGAUUGCUCAGGUGCGCACAAAGGCGAGCUCCGAGAGCUUGGCGCUGACCGCCAGCCUGAGGAAGGAGCAAAUGAAGAACGAGUCUCUGGAACAAGCCCUGCAGCAGAAGAAUCAAGAGAUUGAGGAGCUCACUAAGAUCUGUGACGAGCUCAUCGCCAAAAUGGGAAAAGUAGAUUGAGAAGAGCUCCCGUGACUUCCCACGCAUGCCUCCAACCGCUGAGAUGCCGAAAGUCCUCCCCUGUGCCAGCUGGCACCUGAAGCUGCCUCUACACAGGUGUCCCCUUCUGCUUCCUGUUCUGAGAUUUUGCUAAUUGGGACUUUUUGCAAGUAGUCAUCUGUUUUGAUUGCAUUUUGUGGACCCCUCGUGCUUUCGGCCGCCCUGCCAGUGGACAACAACAACAACAAUGAUGUGCUUGUGGCUCAGCUGAAAUUCCCAGUAGCUUAAACGGCGGAAUUGUCAUGCAACUCCUCCAGCAGUGUGACAUCAAAUUGAAGGGAGAACGAGGUCGCUUUUGACUCAUUGUCAGAAGUACGCUCAGAGAAGCUUACACGAGGGUUGUUUUAUGUUAACCAACAAUCUGAAUAAUAUAUUCUUCUGACCGACUCUCGAGAGGCAUGGUAUGGGAGCAAAAGUCGUCAAAGCUGCACAACAACAAGCGAGAGCGGUUAAAGGUGGUUCAGGAGGACAAUAGCGUCUGAAUGGCUUCGGAACGCUUCCCACUGCUUCGCAUCUCCCACAACUUCACUACAGCGUUGCGAUUGCACAUCAUUUUAUCAGAGAAAUAAAAACACGAGACAAUCAGUGAGUCCACUGUGAACCGUGAACCCCUAUUAAGACUGACAUUAUGUUUUCCUAUUUGACACCGCAGCCUUGGCCAGACACGGAACUCCAUAGAGAGACCGAAAAAUCCUAAUUUGGAUCAGCACCAAAUUUACACCCUCAGAGAUAUCUACCAAUAUACCUUAAAGUUGUCGGUGGAAUGAAGGCAACAAGAUCGAUCAAGCAAUAUUUAUAGUGAAAAACUACAACAGCACUGAGUUGGGCAAAGACCUACACCAGGGUUUAACCAAAAGUUCCAUUGGGACUGAAAAUAAAUGAAAAUAUUCUUCAAUUCCUUCAAUAACGUUGUGGCAAAAACAAUUGUGGCGUGCUGACUUUUUUUUGUUGUGGUUACGUUACAUUAGUAAGCAGGCUACUUCUGGGCUAAUGCAAACUGUCUGUGAACAUUUUAGUGGGUUUACCUGUCUCCGUUCUGUAUGCUUUACACUAUGUUUACAACUGCACUCUCACAACCAUAUUAUAUUUGAGCUGUUUUUCUAUCUUCUCAGACUCACUUGUUGUUGUUGUUUUUUUUUUUUUUAAAGCCUUUUUAAUGAAUGUGAAUGCAGAAGAUCUACAAAGAGCGCCUAACAUGAAAUGAGAGUAUAUUUGUUCAAAUAAAAAGACUAACCAGA
This is a messenger RNA of Phycodurus eques (leafy seadragon), 3099 nucleotides long. Its product is annotated as transforming acidic coiled-coil-containing protein 1-like. Gene Ontology annotation, biological process: cell population proliferation; mitotic spindle organization; cerebral cortex development. NCBI's taxonomy places the organism in Eukaryota, Metazoa, Chordata, Actinopteri, Syngnathiformes, Syngnathidae. The record is from RefSeq and is a predicted model, not a curated record. Gene Ontology annotation, cellular component: cytoplasm.